CUCGCCACUCCCAUCAUGGCGGCCGCCGCCCCUCGCCACACUGGUCAUGGCGGCCCCACACCCGCUCCCCCAACAUGGCCGCCUCGCCCGUCCAUCCUGCCCGUGACCAACAUGGCCGCCCGGGAACGCCGCGCCCAACAUGGCGGCCGCCAGAGGGAACUGAGAGGGCGAGGGGUGGUGAUGUCACUUCCAGUCCGCCGCGGCGGGAGUGCCGGCCGGGCCCCCAUGGAAGCGGGCGAGCGUCGGCCGGGAGUGGCGGCAACCCUGCGGGCGCUGAACGAGGCGCUGGGGCGGCCCGGCGCGCUCUGGGUGAAGGAGAGCGGCGCCCGCAACCUGCGGCACCGGGACUUCCUGGCGCCGCGGGCCGCGCUGGGCGCCGCCUUUCCCGGUGGACAGGUGCCCCCCGAGGCCGUGUCGGCGGUGCCGUCGCUGCGGGGCCCCGCGGUGCUGCCGCUGCGGGGCUGCCGGGACACGCCGGCGGGGCUGGCGGUACAGGUGCGGCGCCCUGAGGCCUUCCAGCGCCUGCUGGGCCCCCUGCCCGGCCCAGCCCUCCCCGCGGCGGGGGCGCGGGAGGGCCCCGUGGUGCUGCAUUGCCCGGCCCUGCGCGGCCCCGCCGCUCUGCGGCCGCGCCACCUCCGCCCGGUCCUGCUCGCCGACCACCUGGCACAGCUGCUGCGCGCCCAGGGGGUCGGCGUGCGCCUGGUCCCUGCCCUCGCCCGGGAGGGCAGCUCGGAGGUCCUGCGACAGCUCCUUAUCGACUGGCCCUCUGGCUCCGGUGGUUCAUCCUUCCCUGAGGCUGUCUCGGCCUUGAAGGCAGCGCUAGGCCGGGCUCCCUGUAACACAGCCUGUGAGCAGGGGCCGGGCACGGCCACGCUGCCCGAGGGUGUCAUCGGUAAAGUGCACCUGAAGAGCUUCGUGGAGCAGCAGGGCUUGGUGGGCUAUGACCCCAACCUGGAUGUGCUUCUCGUGACAGAGGGGAUGCUGAGGUCCCUGGCUGAGCUGCAGCAAGCUGUUCAGCAGUGCCUGGCUGAGGGCCAGAGUAGCUGCUGCAGCAUCAUACAUGUGGUGAACUGUGAGGAGGAAUUCCAGCAGCAGCAGCUGGAUCUGCUCUGGAGAAUUUUGGACCCGGGAGCCCACACAGCUUUGCAGAAACACCUUGUCUGUGGGCCAGUGAAGGUGACCAAUCCCUCAUCACCCAUCAGGGCAGACCAGUACUUCCAGCUCCGAAAGCGCCAGAUGUACGAAGCCUCAGUAAUGAAGUAUGGGGAGCUUGCACAAGAUGAGGCCUGGAGGGAGGUGAUUGAUACCCUGACAGCAGCUGCCAUCAGGUUUGAGAUGCUGAGCACUGCUCAGCGGAGCCAGAUCACUGUGGACCUGGAGAACAGCAGCAUCUCCACAAAGGGAACCAAGAGCGGCGCCUUUGUGAUGUACAACUGUGCCCGCCUGGCCACGCUCUUCGACAGCUUCCAGCGGGCUGUGGAGCGGGGCACAUACCCACCUCUGCCACCAGCGUCCGAACUGAACUUCUCCUGUCUUCGGGAAGAAGGUGAAUGGCUCCUGCUCUUCAACUAUCUCUUGCCCUUUCCUGAAGUCCUGGAGCAGGCAGCACAGCUGCCCACACCCUCCAAGGGGAUCCGGAUCACAGCCAACACAGAGACAGUAUGCAAAUUCCUGAUCCAGCUCAGCAUGGAUUUCAGCUCCUACUACAACCGGGUGCAUGUCCUGGGGGAGCCAUUCCCUCAUCUCUUUGACCAGAUGUUUGCCCGCCUCCAGCUGCUGGGAGCAGUGAGGGAUGUGUUCCACAGCGCGCUGGCGACUCUGCACCUCCCUCCUCUCAGCCAGAUCUGAGCCACCCCUGAAGGAGCUGUGCGAUGGUGUGACAGGCACCUGGACAAUGUGCUGUUAGGGGAGGACAGGGCAUGCUGUCCCCAGCAGGGUGAGGGGCUGCCCCAGCACCAGCCAGGAGACACCUGAGCAGGCACUUCCCCUCCCAGGGUCUGUGGUGUUUGGGGCUUAGCCACAUGCUCCCUGAAGCUGUGCCCAGUGUGUAGGGAAAAGGGAGGGCUCCUGUGGCACCCCACAAACUGUGCUGGGAACACUGAGGGAGGCGGCACCAGGAACCAGUCACCACAAAACCAGGCACCAACAUCACUUCCCUCAAAGCUGUUUAUUGAAGGUUGCUCCGUGCUGGCAGGGAGCUCCUGAGGCUCCAGGCUCCUGUCCGGACCUGGCCCAAGCCCCAGUACUGGGGUCCAAUACACUUGUUGCUGGACAAACAC
This is a messenger RNA of Corapipo altera (White-ruffed manakin), 2279 nucleotides long. It is a transcript of the gene DALRD3, whose product is annotated as DALR anticodon binding domain containing 3. Bases 16 to 1848 code for a protein of 610 amino acids. Gene Ontology annotation, molecular function: tRNA binding; ATP binding; arginine-tRNA ligase activity. The record is from RefSeq and is a predicted model, not a curated record. The transcript has 13 exons. Lineage: Eukaryota; Metazoa; Chordata; Aves; Passeriformes; Pipridae. Gene Ontology annotation, biological process: arginyl-tRNA aminoacylation; tRNA C3-cytosine methylation.